AUGAACUUGGAUUACAAUUCUUUAAGUUCAAGUGAUGACCAGUUUGAUGAUAUGGUCAAUAACAUGAUUUUAUACAACGCGUAUCUUGAAGAACAAGAAGACUACGUAAUUCAACAAGCUGUUCAAACAAUUGUUGCUCCAAUCAUAGAAGCCACUCAAAGAAGGUCUCCCAAAAAAAAAAUUAUUCCAAGAGACCGUGCUGAUGCAAAUCAAAGGUUAAUGAACGAUUACUUUGUUGAUCGUCCUCUAUAUACCGAAGACAUGUUCCGACGCAGAUUUCGUAUGCGUCGUCCUCUUUUCUUUCGAAUUAUGAACGCAGUCGCUGCGAAAGACAAAUUUUUUCAACAACUACCAGACGCAACUGGGAAGCUAGGUGCCUCCACUCAUCAGAAAUGCACAGCAGCAUUGAGGUGUCUAGCAUAUGGAUCAGCAUCUGACGCAGUCGACGAGUACAUCAAAAUUGCUGAAUCAACAGCAAAGGAGUGCCUUGUGCACUUUGUGCAAGGAAUUCGAAAAGCUUUUAAGACCGAGUACUUAAGGAGGCCUACAGUAACCGACUUGCAACGCCUCUUACGUGACGGGGAAAGGCGGAGUUUUCCUGGAAUGAUGGGCAGCAUAGAUUGCAUGCAUUGGCAAUGGAAAAAUUGCCCACGAGCAUGGAAAGGGUUGUAUCAAGGUAGGUCCAAAUCUGCAACGGUAAUUCCAGAAGCCGUGGCCUCCGGAGACUUGUGGAUAUGGCAUGCAUUUUUCGGAACACCGGGAACUUGCAAUGAUAUCAAUGUAUUGGCACGCUCUCCGGUGUUUGAUGAUCUUUAUCAAGGAAGAGCUCCUGAGGUCACAUUUAAUGUGAAUGGUAAUACCUAUAAUAGGCGAUAUUACCUAACAGAUGGGAUCUACCCUAAAUGGGCAGUGUUCAUGCCAGCAAUUCGACUCCCACUAUCUCCCGUCGAUGAGUUGUUCACCAAACGUCAAGAAUCAGUUCGGAAAGACGUCGAACGUGCGUUUGGGGUUUUACAAGCACGCUUUGCAAUAAUACAAAGGCCAUCACUCAUUUGGGAUGAGCACUUAAUGUGGGAAAUAAUGCUGGCGUGUAUCAUUCUUCACAAUAUGAUUGUCGAGGAUGAACGGGAUACAUAUCUAAAUUAUCAAGACGCAUCAGACUUCGAGCAAGAAAAUGCCUCGAUUGCUAGUACUUCGUCUAGCCAUAGGCUUGAAACAUUUUCUGUUCAACCUGGUCGCUACAAUGAUAUAGGGAUGCAACAAUAUUUGCAAAGAAGAGCUGAUGCGUGGGAUAGAGAUGUUCACAACUCCUUACAAAAAGACUUGGCUCAACACAUUUGGCACAAUUGUCGCCAAUCAACCAAUGAUGAGUGA
Messenger RNA from Beta vulgaris subsp. vulgaris (sugar beet), 1374 nucleotides. RefSeq lists its product as uncharacterized. Bases 1 to 1374 code for a protein of 457 amino acids. The record is from RefSeq and is a predicted model, not a curated record. NCBI's taxonomy places the organism in Eukaryota, Viridiplantae, Streptophyta, Magnoliopsida, Caryophyllales, Amaranthaceae. The transcript has a single exon.